AUGUUAUGCCCCAAAACUAGAUGCCCUGUUGCAGAGCAAUAUGAUUUCUGGGUUGGACUUGAUGAGCACCUUCAGACAUUUGCACCAGAAGAUUAUGUCCUAAUCGAUGGCAACCUAAGUGGAUAUGUGGGGUCUUCUAAGCAGGGAUAUGCACUAUGUCAUAGAGGUCACGGACUUGGCAAACGAAAUGUGGAUGGCUGCCGCAUCCUGGAUUGCGCUGAAGCACAUGAUUUUGCUAUUGCCAACACAUUCUUCAUAAAGAGGCUCACACAUCUAGCCACUUACAUCAGUGUUCACCAUGCAACUCAAGUCGCCUACUGGUUGAUCAAACGCUAUGAUUUGAACCUUGAUAUAAAUGCCAAAGUUAUCCCAUCAAACAACAUUGGCCCCCAACAUCUGCCACUCAUUCUGGACUUUCGAAUCACCCAGUCUCGAAAAUCAAAGGCCAAAAUAACUGGUCCUAAACGAAUUAAUAUUUCAUAUUAA
Messenger RNA from Centruroides sculpturatus (bark scorpion), 486 nucleotides. RefSeq lists its product as uncharacterized. Gene Ontology annotation, cellular component: nucleus. Bases 1 to 486 code for a protein of 161 amino acids. NCBI's taxonomy places the organism in Eukaryota, Metazoa, Arthropoda, Arachnida, Scorpiones, Buthidae. Gene Ontology annotation, biological process: chromatin remodeling. The transcript has a single exon. The record is from RefSeq and is a predicted model, not a curated record.